ACGAAGCUGGCAAACAACUCGAACACUGCUGGGGGUGGCCCGGAGCGGCCACCACAGCGGGAGCAAUCGCAACAACAACAUCAGAACCACGACCAGCCACAGCGAAACAAUAGCCAGCAACAGCAGCAGGAAGCAGGCGGUGGUGGUGGUGGGGGAGGAGCGGCCAGUAACCAAAAUGGGCCGCAACCGGAUGGGGCUGCUGCUGGGGCCAUCCAGGAGUGGAAUGGUCCUAGCGGCAGCGGAACCAACAACAACAGUAACAGCAACAACAACAAUGCUGGAAAUAACAACAACAACAACAACCCGCCACAGCAGCAGAAUGCCAACGCGAACGCAGCCAACAACGAAGAGUGCGAUCGGUUCAGCUUCGAGGACUCGGACCGGUUCGAGGAGGACUCGUUGUGCAGCUGGAGUUCCGAGCCGGAAAGCGUUUGCAACAACUGGCGGGGCUGGAAGAAGCCGGUGGGGACGUCCAUCGUGUUUGGUAUCAGCGGCAAUCGGCGGGGCAAUGAAUCAGACGUCACCACACUCACAGAACUUGCCGCCCGUUGCGUGGCCUCGUUCAUUCCGUUCGAGCUGGUAGAGCACGUCUACCCACCGGUUCCCGAACAGCUGCAGCUCCGUAUCGCUUACUGGAGCUUCCCGGACAACGAGGAAGACAUCCGGCUGUACUCGUGCCUGGCCAACAGCUCGGCGGACGAGUUCCACCGGGGCGACCAGUUGUUCAAGAGUCGGGCGGUAAAGGACCCACUGCAGAUCGGGUUCCACCUGUCGGCGACGGUCGUGGUGACCCAGCCGAGGAACCAGUUCAAUGUGGCAGUUACGUUUGAUCGUAGAAGAAUUUCGUCAUGCAGUUGUACGUGCUUGCCGGCAGCUUACUGGUGCUCGCACGUGGUGGCCGUAUGUCUGCACCGGAUUCACUGUCCCACGAAGGUCAGUCUUCGAGCGCCCGUUUCGGAGUCCCUGUCGAGACUGCAGCGGGAUCAGUUGCAGAAAUUUGCUCAAUAUCUGAUAAGUGAACUGUCGCAACAAAUACUCCCAAUCGCGCAGCGUCUGUUGGACGAGCUGUUGAGUUCGCAGCCGACAACGAUCAACACGGUUUGUGGUGCGCCGGAUCCGACGGCGGGUGCCUCGGUGAACGACCAAACCAACUGGUACUUGGACGACAAGACGCUGCACGAUAACAUCAAGAAGAUCUUGAUCAAGUUCUGUUUACCAACGCCCAUGGUAUUCAGCGAUGUCAACUACUUGACGAAUUCAGCUCCGCCGGCGGCGGCCGAAUGGAGUUCGUUACUGCGACCGCUGCGAGGACGCGAACCGGAAGGAAUGUGGAAUCUGCUGUCGAUCGUGCGGGAGAUGUAUCGGCGAUGCGAUCGCAACGCCGUCCGGUUGCUGGAAAUUAUCACGGAAGAAGUGAUGGCAUGUGAUCAGAUUCUGGUUUGGUGGUUCAACAUCAAGCUAGCGCUGCUGGUCGGUUCCAACGGACACGGCGGGGGAAAGCACAGCAACACACACUCAAACUCAAACGCGACACAACACGCGUGUGCGUCGCUUUGUGAUGAGAUUGUGGUGCUUUGGAGAUUGGCCUCGUUGAACCCGGGACUGGCGCCCGAUGAGCGGGACAUGCUUCACGCACAGUUCACGACAUGGCAUCUGAAAAUACUGGAUCGAGUCGCAAAGAACAUGGUGGCGUCGUCCUCGCACAGCAGCAAACAACAGCAGAACCUGCGCAACGAUGCGGAACUGUUUGCCGGGUUCAAGCCGGCCAUCGAGGCAUGCUAUUUGGACUGGGAAGACUACCCGAUCGAGGGAAUAACGCACACCCAGGACACGAAUCCAAUGUACCACUGUCCGUUCACGUGCUUCAAGCAGAACAACGAGUCGAAGGGUGAAUCUGGCCCCGGCCAGGUCAACUCGAGCCAAGCGAUUCUGCAGAACAACGUGAAGCAAUUUCAGCAGUUGCCACAUCACCACCACUUUCACCAUCAUCACGGCCACAGUGGCGCUCACCACGGAGGCAACAGCAGCAACGUGGUUGCUUCGGCCUCGUCAAGUUCCGGUGUCGGUGGAGCUAGCAGUAGUGGCGGAGCGGUGGCCAUCGCGACGACCAGCAGUGGUGCCAACGCCAAUCUACCAACGAGUAGUUCAAGUGCUGCGGCCAAAACUCAUCACACGAGACGCGACUAUCGAUCACAUCGGGACCGAUGCUACGGAUCGAGCAACAGCAGCAGUGACAGCGUCCCCGAUCGCUUCAACGAGGCAAACGCAAGCUCAAAACUAGAACCACACUUGCCAGCGGCCCCAACAGGCGGUGCAACCGGUGGAAACCGGUCAAGCGUUAGCAGUGAGGGGUUCUGCGAAAACGACGACGACGUCAAUGUGGUGGACGAUCUGCCCACGCCGGAGAUAAGCAAAAAGGACGAAAGUGUGAGCGAUUCUUCAAAUAGCUCUUCGUCGAGCGUUGAAGAGGGAGCGGCGGCAAGCAAAUCUGCCAACGCAGCUGCCAACGACGCAAACAGCAUAUUGAACGACAUGAACAACUACGAGAUAUCCGGCAACAUCAAGCUGUACGAAGUGUACAACCAGGAGGUGCCCCAAUCCGGCACGUCGAGUUCAACCUGUUCGUCAUCCCCUUCGACGGCGACAACCGCGACGAAGAUUGUUCCGCCAAAAACAGAUCCGGAAACACCGCAAAGCUCACAGCAGACUCCAGCAUCCUCCAGCGUAGCUAAGGAAGCAACACCCGACUCGGACCGCAACCUGCGGCGACCCUCGAAGGACGAAAGCCUUUCGAGUUCGGACAGCGCGCAAAACAUUGACGAAUACGGAAUGUACUAUUACGACUCGAAGCAAGCCCAGGCCCAAAAAGAGCAAGAACAACAACAACAAAAGCAACGCCAAGAACCGAAGCAGCAACAACCGCCGCAGCAAGUGUUUUCCAACCUCAAACCAACGGAGGACGCUUGGGACAUUCUGUUUGCCCGCGCCGAAGGACUUCAUGCACACGGCCACGGUCGGGAAGCGUGCAUCCUUGGCGUACGGUUAGCGGAGGAGAUGUUGGCGAAUCCACCGAAUCUGAUGAUUGAGUUGCCGCCGCCACCGAAGAAGAAGGGCAAGAAGCACAACAUCAACCCGAUCUCGCACCAGCUGAGCGUACUGGCCUCGGCCACGCUCGCAAAGUGCGCCUUCCUUUGUACGGUUCUGGCGGAAAACUCCGAACACUAUCAUCUGGCGUUCCGGGUGUGUCUGUAUGGGCUGGAAAUGUCCCGUCCACCGGCAAGCACAAAGCCACUUGAGGUAAAACUCGCCAAUCAGGAGUCGGAUCUGCUAGCUCUCUUGAAGCGCAUUCCGCUGGGACACGCCGAACUGCGCAUCAUCCGCGAGCGGGCGGAAGCUCUCCGAGAUGGGUUGCUAAAGUCCCGCGGCGAGGCGUUGCUGCCCAUCAUGUUGGCCAGCUUCAUCUUUGACGCACUGGUGAUGCCUAGCGUACUUGGCCGGGAAAACCGCAUGAAGGUGAUGAGUCAAUCGUUCCGAUUGCCAACAGAUGAGAAUCUGGGAUUCGAAGCGGCCGUAGCCGCACUAGGACUGAAAGCCAACGUGUCCGAAGCAGAACAUCCGUUGCUCUGCGAAGGAACACGUCGGCAGCGAGGAGAUCUCGCGCUGACAUUGCUCUCUUACUACAAGGAUGAACCGCGGAAGAUUUGUCGCGUGAUGGAGAAGUUGCUGGAUCGGGAGAUUCAUUCGCUCAUCAAAACGCCUCUGCUUCCGUCUUACUACUCGAACAAUCCUCCAACGCGGAGUCAAACGUCACAGCUGCGAAUGGAAGAGUACGAAACCAACAGUCAACAGCAGCAGCAGCAACAGCAGCUGUACGGUGGCGCUGGAGAUUUGCAACAGCAGCAGCCUCACCAUCCCGGUUUGCCGCAGAAUGAGUUCAUGGCCGCCAAUAGUCGACCGCAGAGCAGUACAAGUGCGGAGGUUGAAAUUGGAAUGGGCGCACUCAGCUUGGGUGCGCAACCCCAGCAGCAGAUGCCAGCGGGUCCCACUCCGGGACCUUCGAACGCAACACAACCCAUUAUGUCCGGCGGACCACCUGGCAGUGUUGCCGGGUCGGUGUCUACCAACACGACUCGUUCGAAGGACUCUCGUUACAAGGGCAAGCGAGCCUAUCCGUCGAUUCCGAAUCAACCGUCAGAAGCUAGCGCUCACUUUAUGUUUGAACUGGCCAAGAAUGUGCUCACAAAAGCGGGUGGAACUUCGUCCACAUCGUUGUUUACGCAAGCCUCAACCAACCAGAACCAUCAGGGACCGCAUCGUGGGCUGCACAUGUGCGCCUUCCAGCUGGGCCUGUACGCUCUGGGUCUGCACAAUUGCGUCAGUCCGAACUGGCUGUCGCGAACGUACUCAUCGCACGUGUCCUGGAUCAUCGGCCAGGCAAUGGACAUUGGCGCUCCGGCCAUCUCCUUCCUCAUCGACACCUGGGAAGGUCAUCUGACGCCACCGGAAGCUGCCGGAAUGGCCGAUCGGGCAUCGUCUCGCGGUUGGGACAGCAACAUGGUCAAUCCGGCCGCCGAGCUGGCGCUGUCCGUUUUACCCCACGCCGCAGCACUCAAUCCAAACGAAAUUCAACGCGCAAUCUUGCAGUGCAAGGAGCAAAGCGAUCGUAUGCUAGAACGAUCCUGUCUGACCGUAGAACAAGCUGCCAAAGGUGGUGGCGUAUAUCCGGAAGUGCUGUUUCAGGUUGCCCGCUAUUGGUACGAGCUGUACCUUAGAAACACCCCCGGCGGUGAAAUGGAACCGAACGAACAGCACGACUACUUCAACGUCAACAUCAUGUCGCUGAUGGACACCGGAGAUAUGCAGCAGCAAGCCCAACCUCCACCUCCAGCGAAUCCACCGGUCGUGGUCAGCGCGACACCGCCACAACCCUACCAGCAAACCGUAACGACGCUUGCCCCAAUCGGAAUAGCCCCGUACGGACCGUACAGUUUCCCCUGUCAAGGCAUCUACCACCAGAACAUUCCCUACCAAGCCAACCAGAUGCAAAUGUAUAUAUCAACUCCACCCCAAUUCCAAUAUCCACCCCCACCCCCGCACAACAAUCCACCCCAGCAACAACCGGGUAGUUAUCAGCAACCGAUGAACGCCAGCUAUCAGCCGAUGCCACCGCAUCCGCUCGUUCCCCCGCAGGGCUACAACCCUUCGCAGUACCCGCAAGUUCCGGUGCAGGUCCAGGUUCCACCGCCGCAACCAAACCAACAACAACUCCAGCAGAACCUCCAGUACUACGGCGCCCAAGGUGUCCCAAUGCAGCCUCAGGCCCCACAACAAUCCCAACAACAACAACCACCCCGACCCCAACCCGGCCACGGCUAUCCUCCCUACGCCGUUCCGCCCACAACGCCCCCGGUUCGACCCCGCCAUCCCCAUCAGUUCACACCCACCCAGCUGCGCUACCUCCUGGCAGCGUACAACGCCGGAAUGCUCGCCCUUGAAACCCUAGCCCGGCGCGUCCACGAUGACCGACCGCAGGCCAAGUAUGCCCGCAAUCCGCCGUACGGCGAGGACGUCAAGUGGCUGCUGCGCAUCUCGAAACGACUCGGAACGCAGUAUCUGCACCAGUUUUGCGUGUGCGCCGUCAACUCGAUCGUGUCGCCGUUCGUGCUGCACGAGGUCGCCAUCGAGUCCGCGCACUAUCUGGCCCGGAAUAAUCCGGCGAUUAUUCCGCAGCACCUGCGGUCGGCCCUGGCCCCGCUCAUGCAAAAGUGUCAGCAAAUGUACAUUCAGUGCAUCCAUCAGAAAUUAUACCAUCUUACGGUGGCGGAUUAUGAAGAGUUUACCAGUACGAUCCUGUCCGCGCGGAAUGCAUUCCAGAUUACGCCGGAGGGAAGCGCGCAGUUUAAGGAUUGGCUGCAGUCUAUCAAAAGAUCAAAAUCGUGCAAAAAGGAACUGUGGACACAGAUCAACGCUGCGCUCAACUCCAAAUGACAAAGACUAGAAUCGAUCGGCUCCGAACUGAACAACGUUCUGUCGGCUACCGGCAACAACAGCGUCUCGAGCGCC
Molecule: messenger RNA, 6063 nt
Organism: Culex quinquefasciatus (southern house mosquito)
Lineage: Eukaryota; Metazoa; Arthropoda; Insecta; Diptera; Culicidae
Gene: Dora
Product: zinc finger SWIM domain-containing protein 8
Exons: 4
Coding region: 1225-5988 (1587 amino acids)
Cellular component (GO): Cul2-RING ubiquitin ligase complex
Source: RefSeq, a predicted model, not a curated record